Rotaria sordida is the source of this 3354-nucleotide messenger RNA. NCBI's taxonomy places the organism in Eukaryota, Metazoa, Rotifera, Eurotatoria, Philodinida, Philodinidae. The record is from the annotation of a GenBank genome assembly.
AUGUCGGCAACAAAUAAUAAAACAGAUUCAAAUACAAAUAAAAAUAAUAAUCGUUCAAAUAAACCUGAAAUUCAACGAUAUUCAGUUGCUAAAGGAAAAUAUUCAUCAAAAUUAAAUAAUGAUCGACCAACAUCAGGAAAUUCAAAAAAUUUCAAUAGUUAUUACAAUAAUAAUAAUAAUAAUAAUCAAUAUUAUUAUAACGAACCAUCUUAUUAUGAUAAUGAUUAUCAACAAAAACCACAACGAAAACCUCCGAAAAAAAAGCCAAUUGAACCUGAAGUAAAAAUUGAUGGAGCAUCCUCAAAUAUAAAAGAUGCAACUAGUAGUAGUGAAACAGAAACAGAUCUUGAUAAACGUAUUGAAAGUAUGACAUUUGAAAAUCAAAAAUUAACUGAACAAAAAACAUCUGAAACUCGUGCUGGUUUAAUAUUUCUUAAUAAUAAAGAAUCACAAGAUGAUACAAAUGAAAUUGAUUCAUCACCAAGACAAUUUUAUAAUCAAACACGAAAACAACAACAAAAUAAAAAACCAAUUCGUUCAAAUCAACCACAAUCUAUUACACAAUCACUUCGAGGUUUAACUAAUGUAACACGUACUUUGUAUGAUCCAAAUGCUCCAACACCAAAAACACCACCUAUUCAACAAUUAACAACUGUUAAAGUUCCACUAAAUCCUCCUUCACAACCACCACUACCACCGCCACCAUUAUCAACUAGUACUCAACAACAAAUGCAAGAAUUCUAUCAACAUCAAUUUUUUAAUCAUGAACUUUGGAAUCAAACAUAUGGAAAUACAAUACAAAAUGAUGCUUCUUUACAAGCUGCACAAGCUCUACAAAUGAGAAAACAAGCAUUUAAUUAUUGGUUAACACAAAUACAUAAUUUAGAAAAAUCUUUAUCAAUUUAUUUAAACAAUUCACCACAUAUGGAUGUGAAUUUUCGACGAAUGAUGGAAGCAAAAAUAACACUUCAACAAGCAUAUAUUCAUGCAAUGAUGACAGAUAUGGAAUUAUCAUUAUCGAAAAAUCUUGAUGCACAGUUAUGGAAAUCAUGUUUUCAUAAUGUUAUUGAACGUUUUAGAGAAUAUGAUAAACAAUUAACUGAUAAUAAUAAUGUGAAAAAAUGUAUUGAAACUGUUAUCGAAGAUGGUGAACGAUUUUUUCUUGCUUUUAUUCGUCAACUUGAAUCAGCAUUUCAUAUUGAUACACAAUUAUAUUUUAAUCCAAAUGUAUAUUCACCUGAAUUAAAUACUAUUGUAGCUAAAUAUGCUCUUCUUUGUACACAACACUGUUUUCUUAACCUUGGUGAUUUAGCUCGAUAUAAAGAAACAAAUCGUAAUGGUACUGAUUAUUCUGAAGCAAGAAAAUAUUAUUUUCGUGCUCGAUUAUUAUAUCCAAAAAAUGGAAAAUCAUGUAAACAAUUAGCAAUAUUAGCUGUAAUGACUCAUCGACGGUUGGAUGCUAUUUAUUAUUAUGUUCGUGCCCUUGCUACAACAACACUUAAUGAUAGUGUUAAACAAAAUCUUGUUUCAUUAUUUGAAGAAGCUCGUCGACGUUUAGAAACAUUUGAAAAAGAACUUAAAGAACGUGAGAAAAAAAAUGAACGAAAAAUUCGAGCAGGUAAUCAAAAAUUAGAAAUAUGGAAACGUACAGAUGGAACAGUUGUCGGACGAAGUCUUGAUGAUGGACAAUCGACUAAUAAUCAAAAUGAUUUCGAUGGUUGUGUAUCUCAACAAGAACUUAUUCAUUGGUUUAUAUUGAAUUAUAUUACAUUACAUGGUAAAUUAUAUACUAAAACAGGAAUGGAAACAUAUACAGAAUUAUGUUCACGAAUGCUUCGUCAAUUUCAAUAUUUACUUCGUCAUGAUCCAUGUGUAUUUGGUAAACAACAAUUAGUACAAAUGAUGGCUAUUAAUAUGUAUCAAAUUGAAGUUGCGAAACAAGUUAAUGUAUCAGUUGAUAUUGUUGUUCGUUCUCAAUAUGAAGAAUCAUCACUUCAAUUAGCACUUGAUAUGUUUGGUUUAUUAACUGAACAAACCGCUAUUAUUCUUGAACGUCAUUUAAAAACUCGUUCAACAAUUAAUAAUUCUGAAACACCAUCACCACCACCACCACCAAUAUUUAAUAGUUGGUUACGACAUGUAUUUCCAUCAUUAAAAAUUUUUACUGAUUGGAUGACAUGUAAUGCUAAUUCAUUUAUACCAUUACCUGAUCAAUUACCAGCUGAAUUUGGUCCACAUCCAGAUAUUUUAAUAUCACUUGCAAAAGUUAUUAAUCUAAUUCGAACUAUUGAUAGAACAUAUAUUCAACUUGGUUCGAAUUUAACAAAUUCAGUACCAGUUAUUUUGGAAGAAGAUAUCGAACUUAGUGGAUUUUAUCCAUUACUUACAUUACCAGCUGAUACAUUACAAACAAUAAGUGAUACACCACUUGAUGAAGCAAAAGAUUCAAAACGUAUUGUUCGUUUAUGUUUUUUUGCUGAUUAUUUAUGUGGUCUUAAACAACCAGUAUUUAUUUAUGAUGUUCAACAAAAAACUUAUCAUCCAGCUUUAAAAUCAUCAAUACAUUCUGAACGAAGUAAAAGUCCAACAAAUGAUAAUCAGAAUUUAUCAAUGGAUCAUGAAUACAAUAGCAAUGAACCUGUAUCGCCAUUAUCAAAUUCAAAUAAUAUUGAUCAAUCAUCAACAGAUUCAAUUGUUAAUGGUAUUGAUAUGAAAGAACUUAAACGUAAAAAACGACAACUUGAACAUCAAUUAGCUGAAAAACAAAAACAAGAACAAGUUGUUAAAGAUAUUCUCAAUACAUCACGAUUAAUUGAAAUUGAAGUUAUACCACGUUUCAUUGUUCUUGAUACAAAUUGUUUUGUUAAUUAUCUUCCUAUUAUAUAUAAAUUAAUUAAACAAGGUCGAUUUAUAAUAAUUAUUCCAUUAAUUGUUAUUUGUGAACUUGAUAAAUUAUCUGUAACAACAAUUGUUGAUGAUGAUUCAUAUGAACAUGCAGAAAUGGUUCGUCGACAAUCAAUACAAGCUGUUAAAAUGAUUGAAGAAUGUUUUGCUAGUAAAGAACGACGUGUACAAGCUAUGACUGGUGAAGGAACAGUUUUAGAUUCUAUUCAAUUUCGAAAUGAAGUGAAAAAACAUGAAUCAAAUGAUGAUACAAUCUUAGGAUGCUGUUUGAAAUAUUGUCAUGAUAAUCCAAGAGAAUUUUUUCCGGCAAAUAAAGAUGGAGCUAUUCGAUUACAUCGUGAAGUUGUGCUUAUAACAGAUGAUCGAAAUUUACGUUUAAAAGCUCAAGCUCGAAAUGUACCUGUAAAAGAUUUAAUGAAAUUUCUCGAACUUGCUCAAGUUACUUUAUAA